AUGUCGGAUUAUCGAUAUGAAUGUCCACUCUGUUGCGAAAAUUACAAUAUCAAGAAUAACCCCAAAAUUCUUGCUUGCGGACAUUCAUUUUGUGAAGAAUGUUUAAAAACAGUCUUCAAAUCAGCGAAAAAAUGCCCUCUGUGUGAUGGAGACAUUGCGGUCGAGAAUAUUACAGAUCUCCCAGCAAAGACGGCUAUCAUUCCGAGUAAGCAUGCCUCAAGAGACGAAGAAAUAAAAUGGUGACGCUGACGGAAAUUGGACUCCUAGGCACACCUCCUAUGGAGCUGGUAGGACUCAUUUCUGAUGAAGUUGAAACAUAGGGCCUCAUUCCCUAUCUUGAGUAGGCCUUCAGAGGUGGGGAAGCCUUGCCGAAAAGGAAGUUUUAUUUCUCCCCCAAAGGUUUUCCUGUCCCUGCCAGAUGGGCUAGACAGGAUAUCCUACCACAUGGUCUCCCCACAUCGGGACCAUCGGGGCACUCUCCAAGAAGUGGCUCUGCCCAGAGGAGCUGAUCCUCUGGACAGAUGGUUCAGACAAGAAAUAAGAUGGUAGCGGGCCUAGGAGUAUGAUCGCAUCAGAACCCGACCUGAAGUCACCUUUCGAGCUGAGGUGUGUGUGUGUGGUCAAUUGGUUUUGCCCACUUAUGGCCAUGCAGAAUUAAUCUAAUCUAAUCAAGAGACGACACCAAUUGGUUCUACCCUCAGCAAGACUUUGACAACUAUUUCGUCUCCACAUCUAGUUUUAAAAACAAGUUUUCAAAUAAUUCCCAAGCUAUAAGCACUACUUUGGAAAACGGUUAUACGCCAUGGGAAAAUAGUUUGGAAAACAAUGGAUACCCAUCGUGGUGGAACAACAUCACAGAUGAGUCCCCGUGGAACUUUUCAAAUACAAAUAAAAUUUCGAGUAAUGGCAUCACCCAAGAUUAUACGAGCACACACAACAUUGCCAACUCAAAAAUCAGAGAACUGAAAGGAUAUAUGGAUGAACUUGAAAAAUCCAAACAGAAUAUCAAGCAGUUCUGCACCUAUGCAAACAGCAUCACUCUCGAAUCCAAAAAUCAAAUUUGCCAAAAAAUCCAAUUCGCUAAAAAAUUUCUCCAAGACUUGGAAGAAAAAUCAAAUAAAGACGCUGAAAACUACAUCACUUUGAAUCAGAUUGUAGCCAAGAAAAGCAUCGGAGAGAUCGACGACAAAAUCAAUUUAAUUAAUAGAUGUCUCGGAAGCUUAUCGAAGGUUCUUUCUAAUUCAAGCGGAAUUAGCGUGUCUCUUCAAAUGGAAUUAAACCAACUGUCAUCGAUGGCUAUUCCUGGGGCAAACAUUGAGUUCUAUUCCUACAAAUAUGAUCCAGAAUGGACAUUAGAAAGCGAACCCAGCUUUAAAGUAGGAAAAUUGGACAGCCAACAGAUGCCUUCAAUAUACCGAAGCUCUAGUUUCAAUUCUCAGUCCUCAGGGAGCGUAAGUCCUAUUGGUAAAUAUACUCCAAAACUCGCUAAAAAGGUCACGAACUACGAAUGGUACACUAUUGAUAAUGACAAGGGAUCUAGAAGAGCUGGACCUGUCAUUGAGAAGCAGAUUGAAAAAGGAUACAAAAAGGGUGCUAAGACAUGGAGGAUUCAUCAUAAAGACCAUGGAGAAUACUUCGCAAUCGUGAAUUAUGAAGAUCGGACUUUUAAAUACUUUUCAACCAAUAAGGUUUUCAAGUUAGAAAGAGUUCCGAGCUAUUAA
Messenger RNA from Blepharisma stoltei, 1721 nucleotides. The record is from the annotation of a GenBank genome assembly. NCBI's taxonomy places the organism in Eukaryota, Ciliophora, Heterotrichea, Heterotrichida, Blepharismidae.